Colletotrichum godetiae is the source of this 1103-nucleotide messenger RNA. RefSeq lists its product as uncharacterized. The transcript is spliced from 2 exons. Gene Ontology annotation, molecular function: UDP-glucose 4-epimerase activity. The coding region runs from base 162 to 938 and encodes 258 amino acids. Gene Ontology annotation, biological process: beta-D-galactose catabolic process via UDP-galactose, Leloir pathway. Lineage: Eukaryota; Fungi; Ascomycota; Sordariomycetes; Glomerellales; Glomerellaceae. The record is from RefSeq and is a predicted model, not a curated record. Gene Ontology annotation, cellular component: cytosol.
CAUUCACUUCGCCGCGCUCAAGGUCAGCUCUCUUCCUCCUUUACGACGUAUUCCACGAGAAUAACUAACAUGGUCGAUUGCAGGCUGUCGGCGAGUCUGGCGAGAUUCCUCUCGAAUACUACCGCGUCAACGUUGCCGGCACCGUUUCCCUCCUCCAGGCCAUGACGGAUAACGAUGUGCCCAACAUUGUCUUCUCUUCCUCGGCGACCGUCUACGGUGAUGCCACCCGUUUCGAGAACAUGAUUCCCAUCCCCGAGCAUUGCCCGAUUGGCCCCACCAACACAUACGGCCACACCAAGGCCUUUGUCGAACAGGUCAUCACCGAUCACAUCAAUGCCGAGCGCAACAAGCUGAAGAAGGCCGGCAAGUCCUACGAGCAGUUCAACGGUGCUCUUCUGAGAUACUUCAACCCCUGCGGUGCCCACCCCUCUGGCCUCAUGGGCGAGGACCCCCAGGGCGUCCCCUACAACCUGCUGCCUCUGCUCGGCAAGGUCGCUACCGGUGACCGCGACAAGCUCCUCGUCUUCGGCGACGACUACUCUUCAAGAGACGGUACUGCCAUUCGUGACUACAUCCACGUUGUCGACUUGGCCAAGGGUCACCUGAGCGCCCUUAACUACCUCCGCGAGAACAAGCCCGGUGUCAAGGCCUGGAACCUCGGUUCCGGCCGCGGCAGCACCGUCUUCGAGAUGAUCAAGGCCUUCAGCCACGUCGUCGGCCGCGAUCUGCCCUACGACGUUGUCCCCAGACGCCAGGGCGACGUCCUCGACCUGACUGCCAACCCGUCUUUGGCCAACAAGGAGCUCAACUGGAAGACUGAGGAGACAUUGGAGAAGGCCUGCGAGGAUCUCUGGCGCUGGGUCAGCAACAACCCCAAGGGUUACCGCCAGGAUCCUCCCCCUGAGCUCCUCGCCAACGCCAAGCCCACGAGCGGUUAAGCAAGGGGGGACGAAAUGUGUCGGAGCAUCAGCCAUAUCUUGAAAAAAGAAAAAGGAAAAGUUUGGUUGCUUAUCAUAGAUGAUGAUAGAAUUAGUGCUAUUCGCAGCGAGAGCCAUGAUACGACGACCGCCAUAGAGAAGAUUUAAUUUAAAAAGAAAAAAAAA